CCCUUUCAAAGUUCAUUGCCAGUUGCGCUUGGUACCUGUACCCCGCUUUCUCUUCCUAAAACAUGGAUAACGAUAAGGGAGGAAUCAUCUAAGGUUGAUGUACACUAGCUUUCCCAUUCACUUCGGUAUUUGUUCGUCAAGACUACAUAAAGAGGAGCUUGUUCGAUCAAAUCCACCAUCCCUUCUUCCUCUUUUCCAACAAAACUUUCAACUUGACUCAAUUCCACACCAAAAAACAUCACCUCAACAAACAAGACUACGAUAUCAAUACUUCAAAAUGCCUUCUAAGGAUGCUUCUGGUUCUUCCUACACUCCCUACACCGUCACUAGUAGCGGUACCAACUCUCAAGGCAACAACUACGAUACCCGUGAGCAACCCAGCGGCCCUGCUUACCACUACUCCAACUCUGAUGGUUCCUACUACUACGCCAACGGCAAUGGCUCCACCUAUCACAACUCCGGUAGUGGCUCCACUUACACCGCUCCCGAUGGCAAUGUCUACAAGAAGUAGAGGUGGUAGACCGAGAAAGCUCUUUUGGCGGUGACGGGAAAGGGCGAGGCUUAGGUGUUUAUUGCGUUGACUUUCGGUGCGCUUUUUGGGACAGCGAACAGGAUUGGCUUCGGUCGGUGACUGGAAUUGAAUGAAGACUCUUGCAGUCACAUUUCC
Mollisia scopiformis is the source of this 667-nucleotide messenger RNA. RefSeq lists its product as uncharacterized. Lineage: Eukaryota; Fungi; Ascomycota; Leotiomycetes; Helotiales; Mollisiaceae. The record is from RefSeq and is a predicted model, not a curated record. The transcript is spliced from 3 exons. The coding region runs from base 278 to 511 and encodes 77 amino acids.